AUGCACUUCGUGGACACCGUCGUCGCCGCCCUGCUGCUGGCCGCCAGUGCCGUGGCAGUCCCCAUUGAGUCGCCCAUCGAAUUGAUGAAACGCGCCCCCAGCCCAGGCGUCGUGAUCCAGAAGUGCUCCAAGCCCGGCGUUCUCGCCCUGGCCUACGAUGAUGGUCCUUACCAGUACACCUCGCAGCUGGUCGAUAUUCUCAACAAUGGUGGUGCCAAGGCUACUUUCUUCAUGACGGGCACGCUGUACGGUUGCAUUUACAACCAGAAGACUGCCGUCAAGAAGGCGUUCGAUUCCGGCCACCAGAUUGCUUCGCACACCUGGACGCACCCUUCCAACUUCGGCAGUCUCAGCCAGGCCGACCUUACUUCGCAGAUGCAGAAGCUUGAGCAGGCGAUGGUCAACAUCAUCGGCAAGAAGCCCGCUUACAUGCGGCCCCCGUACCUUGCUACCGGCGGCUCCGUCCUGUCGACGAUGAAGACCCUGGGAUACAAGGUCAUCACCGACGACGUCGACUCCGGUGACUGGAACGGCCAGACUGCUGCGCAGAGUGAGCAAAAGUUCACGCAGGCUGGAGCCGGCGGCAACGGACACAUUCCCCUCAUGCACGAGACCUACGCCAGCACGGUGCAGACCCUGACGCCGUGGUUGAUCAACUGGGCCAAGCAGAACAACCUCAAGCUCGUGACUGUUGCUGAAUGUCUUGAUGACGGCAGCGGAGCUUACCAGGCCGGCAGCUUUACCGGCAAUGGCCAGUCGACCUGCUAA
Messenger RNA from Colletotrichum karsti, 768 nucleotides. RefSeq names its product polysaccharide deacetylase. Gene Ontology annotation, biological process: carbohydrate metabolic process. The transcript has 3 exons. The coding region runs from base 1 to 768 and encodes 255 amino acids. The record is from RefSeq and is a predicted model, not a curated record. Gene Ontology annotation, molecular function: hydrolase activity, acting on carbon-nitrogen (but not peptide) bonds. NCBI's taxonomy places the organism in Eukaryota, Fungi, Ascomycota, Sordariomycetes, Glomerellales, Glomerellaceae.